Messenger RNA from Microthlaspi erraticum, 1341 nucleotides. The record is from the annotation of a GenBank genome assembly. Lineage: Eukaryota; Viridiplantae; Streptophyta; Magnoliopsida; Brassicales; Brassicaceae.
AUGGGGCAACAGCAAUCGAAAGGGGAAUUGCUGUUUCAGCAAGUGAGCUAUGGCAACGCCGAAGGGAUUCGAGCUCUUCGUCGAGAUGGUGCUGACCUCGAGUGGAUGGAUAGAGAAGGCAAAACUCCAUUGAUCUUAGCUUGCAUGAACUCGGAGCUAUAUGAUGUUGCCAAAACUCUGAUCGAAUUGGGCGCUAACGUUAAUGCUUAUCGUCCUGCUCGUCAUGCUGGGACACCUCUGCACCAUGCUGCAAAGAGAGGUCUUGAGAACACUGUAAAGUUACUUCUUUCUCACGGUGCAAAUCCACUUGUUCUCAAUGAUGAUUGUCAGACACCACUUGAGGUCGCUAGAGCCAAAGGUUUCAGCAAUGUCGUGCGUGCCAUUGAGAGUCACAUCUGCUUGUUCUCUGGUUGGAUGCGUGAGUUUUACGGCCCUACCUUCCUUGAUCUAUUUGCUCCUCAGCUUCUUUCAAGAAGAGUAUGGGUGGUUGUUGUACCAACCGGUUCAAGAAACCCUACAAAGCCUUUCAAGUUAGAGCUCGUUGUGUAUCCAAGUCUUCAGGAUGCACAGCCACGAACAGUCAUGCCCUUGUGGAGAGCAAACUUGGAGGAACCAAAAGGAAAGCAAGCUGAUACUUCAGUGAUGAUCGUUGAUAACUCCACAAUCCCAAGCCGCAGGAGGCCGAGACGAAGGGCCUGCGCCUCUCACGGGAGUCGUAGGCCUCAAGUAGUUAGGCAGGCACGUCUUAAACUCGCACCCUCCGUUGAAGGCGAUGCACAACAGCUCAAGUGGUUCUGUGAUGCAUGUAAAGGAAUUCCACAGCCGAUGCACCCGCCGGUCUUUCUCCAAACCGCACCAUCUGCGCCGCCACUUCACUCUGUUACGAGCGACGCACCAAACACCAAUCACCAUUCCAUCAGUGAAGCAAGUUCCUCAGCCGGUCCUGCUCCUCCUUCAGGGAAAGCAAGCGCCUCCUCGGGUUCCAAUAGCCAUGAGAGUGUUAUUGUCCAAGAGCCUUCACCAUCAGCUCCUCCAUUGACAGAUGAUGAUGAUACAGCAACCGUGGAGGACGGUCCGAUUCACUACCCAUCAAUCGAUGCAACACCGGUGGAGGUUCCGUCGCCUUCUUCUCUUCCGGCUUCAACAGAUGGUGAGAGGAAAGAAGACGGUAGCUCUGGACAGUGUGCGAUAUGUCUUGACGCUCCUUCUGAAGCGGUUUGUGUCCCGUGUGGACAUGUCGCUGGGUGCAUGUCUUGCUUAACCGAGAUCAAAUCCAAGAAAUGGGGAUGUCCGGUUUGUCGUGCCAAGAUCGAUCAGAUCAUUAAGCUGUACCGUGUCUGA